Messenger RNA from Pipistrellus kuhlii (Kuhl's pipistrelle), 3187 nucleotides. It is a transcript of the gene CSNK1D, whose product is annotated as casein kinase 1 delta. The record is from RefSeq and is a predicted model, not a curated record. The transcript is spliced from 10 exons. Gene Ontology annotation, molecular function: ATP binding; protein serine/threonine kinase activity. Gene Ontology annotation, cellular component: nucleus; cytoplasm; spindle microtubule. NCBI's taxonomy places the organism in Eukaryota, Metazoa, Chordata, Mammalia, Chiroptera, Vespertilionidae. Gene Ontology annotation, biological process: spindle assembly; endocytosis; regulation of circadian rhythm. Bases 354 to 1583 code for a protein of 409 amino acids.
UGACGUCACAGCGCGAUGGCGGCGGCUCCUUCAGGCAGCUGAGGGGGAAUUUAGGCCCGGGAGAUCCGAGUCCAUCCGUGGCGGGGAGAGGGCAAGCGUGGUCGGCAGGAGCCGGAGCAGGGGCAGCGGCGCUCGGACUGUCCCAUCCGCCCCAUAUUGUGGCUCUGGGAGCGGCUGGGCGGCUGGAAAGCGAUGGUGAAAGCGGGGCCGUGAGGGGGGCGGAGCCGGCAGCCAGACCCGCAGUAGCGGCAGCGGCGGCGCCGCCUCCCCAAGCUCAGACCCAGGAAGCGGCCGGGAGGGCAGGAGGGAGUCGGCCCGCCGCCGCCGCCGCCGCCGCCACCGCCGCCGCCGCCAUGGAGCUCCGAGUCGGGAACAGGUACCGGCUGGGCCGGAAGAUCGGCAGCGGCUCUUUCGGAGACAUCUAUCUCGGUACGGACAUUGUUGCGGGAGAAGAAGUUGCCAUCAAGCUUGAAUGUGUCAAAACCAAACACCCUCAGCUCCACAUUGAGAGCAAAAUCUACAAAAUGAUGCAGGGAGGAGUGGGCAUCCCCACCAUCCGGUGGUGCGGGGCCGAGGGGGACUACAACGUCAUGGUGAUGGAGCUGCUGGGGCCCAGCUUGGAAGACCUCUUCAACUUCUGCUCGAGGAAGUUCAGCCUCAAGACCGUCCUGCUGCUGGCCGACCAGAUGAUCAGUCGGAUCGAGUACAUUCACUCCAAGAACUUCAUCCACCGUGAUGUGAAGCCGGAUAACUUCCUCAUGGGGCUGGGGAAGAAGGGCAACCUGGUCUACAUCAUCGACUUCGGCCUGGCCAAGAAGUACCGGGACGCCCGCACCCACCAGCACAUCCCCUACCGCGAGAACAAGAACCUCACCGGGACGGCGCGGUACGCCUCCAUCAACACGCACCUUGGAAUCGAACAAUCUCGAAGGGACGACCUGGAAUCGCUGGGCUACGUGCUCAUGUACUUCAACCUGGGCUCCCUGCCCUGGCAGGGGCUGAAGGCUGCCACCAAGCGGCAGAAAUACGAACGCAUCAGCGAGAAGAAGAUGUCCACGCCCAUCGAAAUGCUGUGCAAAGGCUACCCCUCCGAGUUUGCCACGUACCUGAAUUUCUGCCGUUCGUUGCGUUUUGAUGACAAGCCUGACUACUCGUACCUGAGACAGCUCUUCCGUAACCUAUUCCAUCGCCAGGGCUUCUCCUACGACUACGUGUUUGACUGGAACAUGCUCAAGUUUGGUGCCAGCCGGGCCGCUGACGAUGCCGAGCGGGAACGCCGGGACCGCGAGGAGCGAUUGAGACACUCCCGGAAUCCAGCCACGCGGGGGCUGCCUUCCACAGCCUCCGGCCGGCUGCGGGGAACACAAGAAGUGGCUGCCCCCACCCCUCUCACCCCUACCUCACACACUGCUAACACCUCUCCUCGGCCCGUGUCCGGCAUGGAAAGGGAGCGGAAAGUGAGUAUGCGGCUGCACCGCGGCGCCCCCGUCAACAUCUCCUCGUCGGAUCUUACGGGCCGACAAGAUACCUCCCGCAUGUCCACCUCACAGAAUAGCAUUCCUUUCGAACACCACGGCAAGUAGCUGCACGUCUCCCGUUGGAAGGCAGCACUGGAUUCCCGGUCGGGUGGCUUCCAGUGGUCUUCAGUCUGUCGUGCACCGAUGAGAGCUCCUUUGUGCUGUGAAGGGCAGGCAAUGCAUGGCUGAUCUCCUGUUACAUGGCUUUACUAGUGACGCUCCCCGGGCUAGGACACCGGGCACUCCAGGCCACCCACUCAGCAACGCCCGGGGGAAAGACUGACCGGACAGACUCCAAGCGCUGCCACCGCCGGGCUCCACUGAGGCCCCGGGGACGGUGUCCCGGGGCUGGGAAGACGGCCGCCUGAGUGCCAGACACUUGCAGACAGCAGACUCCGAUCCAGAGCCUUUCGGUCCUCCCUCCGCGGUGGUGCCCGUGCUCCCCGAUGAGUCUGCUGUACCACCAUCUUCUACUUGGUUCUGACAGUUUUGUAUCAUUUUGCUAAAAAUUACUGGCUUAAAUCUGUGUAAAGAAUCUUUUUAUUGUUUCUUCUCGUCUGUUUCUGCGGUCUUAAAAAAGAUGACCUCAAGUGUCCCGCCUCAGACACCGGCGUGGAGUUUCUGUAGACCAAGGUUGGCGGGUACCCUGCUGCCAGUGACGUUUCCUGCUUCUGUUUGGUGUAGUCCACCGUGGAGAGGGGUGUUCUCCCGGAAAUUGUCACGUGUACACGUGUGUAACGUGUCUGUGCGUGUGUUGUGUGCUGUGUCCUGUGACCUCCUGGUUUUGGCCAUCACUCCCUUCCACCGUCACUGAGCCGCCAGGACUCGAGUCGUCAGAGCCGUUAGAAGGGCGGAGCGAGCGCUGACCCACCUCCCAGACGCGGCAGUGGACCAGGUGCCUAGGACCCCGGGCCCAGGACGCGGACGCGGAGGCUGCGCCGGGCCCUCCUGGGUUGUGCGCGGUUCCUUUGCUGAUGGCUGUUGCCUGGGGGCAUUUUCUAGACAGACUGUAAAUAUUAGCGUUGCAGAGUGGCCCUUCCGUGUGCUAACAUCUGUGUACUCAACAUCUGUCCACCUGGGAUGCAAGUUUGCCCAGAAAGAGGCUGGCCAAAGGGAGCCCCCUCUGAAGUGACCUGAGGCCCAGGAGGAGGGUAUGUCCUGCUUUGAGCCCAGAGGACGGGAAGCAGGCAGCGCCGGGCUGCCGUGUGCGUGCCCCAGGCGGUGGCAGAGUAGCCGGGGCCCCCGUCUCGGAGCAGGGCACAAUGCAUACAUUCGUAGGUACUCCCACUCCGUCACCCCACGGCACCUGGGGAGCUUGUAGGAAGCUGUUAGCCUUUAAAGGUGUCCAGGUCCAUGUCCCUCCUGCCCCGCGUCCCACCGCACAGGGGCGCUGGUCCUGGGACACCCCGGUGGGUGCACCGAUGCACAGCUGGCUGCCCUGCAGGUGCUGGGGGAUGUGACUAGCGGGUGAGUCAGCAGGGGCUUCCCUCGGGAUGGGUAGCCGCAGUUCACCCAGCCCUCCCGCUGGCCGCCGACAGUGUCACAUCGAUUGCCCCGCCACGAGCCAGUGUCUGCAGCCCGCGGGGUGGUGUCCGACUGCAUUUGUGUGACCACUGUAUUUGUGUACUUACCACACCGUGUAAAUAAUAAAUAUAUGACGUCUACCUUUC